Molecule: messenger RNA, 1195 nt
Organism: Heterocephalus glaber (naked mole-rat)
Lineage: Eukaryota; Metazoa; Chordata; Mammalia; Rodentia; Bathyergidae
Product: histone H3
Cellular component (GO): nucleosome
Molecular function (GO): protein heterodimerization activity; structural constituent of chromatin; DNA binding
Source: RefSeq, a predicted model, not a curated record
CGAAACAAGUGAGUUAUGGCGCGUACAAAGCAGACCGCUCGCAAGUCGACCGGCGGCAAGGCCCCGCGCAAGCAGCUGGCCACCAAGGCGGCCCGCAAGAGCGCCCCGGCCACGGGCGGCGUGAAGAAGCCGCACCGCUACCGGCCGGGCACCGUGGCGCUGCGCGAGAUCCGGCGCUACCAGAAGUCCACCGAGCUGCUGAUCCGCAAGCUGCCCUUCCAGCGGCUGGUGCGCGAGAUCGCGCAGGACUUCAAGACGGACCUGCGCUUCCAGAGCUCGGCCGUGAUGGCGCUGCAGGAGGCGAGUGAGGCCUACCUGGUGGGCUUGUUCGAGGACACCAAUCUGUGCGCCAUCCAUGCCAAGCGCGUCACCAUCAUGCCAAAGGACAUCCAGCUGGCCCGUCGCAUCCGCGGGGAGCGGGCCUAGAUCAUCCACUAGGUUAAUCUAAAGGCUCUUUUCAGAGCCACCUACGUUUCCGCUAAGAGCAGCUGUAUCAGCUUUUCAGCUGUGUUUACUGUUAAGUGUCCUGAGGAUAGAAAUAAGGGGAACAUCGCAAAGGUGGGCAAUAGGAAAUGUGGGUCCCCUGCUUUUAGUUACAUGACAGGAAACAAAGUGUCUUGGUUUAGGCCAACUCAGCCUUGCUGGCUUAAACCUAGAGCAAUGUAUCAGUUGUGGAAAGGAAAAUGUGGGAGGCGAGAAAUACUCCGAAUCCCGAGGUGUGUAAGGUCCUGGCGCCGGAGACAAUCUCUUCUCUUGGAAGGAGCUUUUUUUUUGGUAUUGUAUAGUUGGCUUAUAGCUUGACAUUCGUCACACAAUACAGGUGGUGGAAACCAGAAUAGUGAGUCCCUGGUGGUGUUUAUAUACAGUGAAAUGGUGCAAGAAUAGAAGAAACUAGUUUGUCUUUACUUUUGUACUUAAGAAAUCCGUAUAUAAAUCUACAAUCUAAUAGGAAAACUAACGAAAAAAGCCCUGAACCGAUGAAAUCACUGCUCUACGUAAUUUACUGGUCGAUGUGAAAUGGAACAUUUUGAUUGGCUCACACUUUUGUUCUAAUGACUACUAGGGAAGCGCAACCAGAAUCUAUUAUUUACAUAGGCUCCACCCUUCUAUGACGACAUUGGUUUAAAUUAACCAAUAAAAAAGCAGCAAUCUUGGAACCUUCAUUUGCAUACGAGCUCUAUAAGUAUCGCGUAAC